UGCACGAGGCAGUAUAGAAGUCUGUUGAAACUUAGACUCCAAACAAGAGACGAAUCCUUGUGCUCCUUUACAUCCUGGUUUUCCCGCAUGGUUUUUCACGGGGGAAGGAUAUGCAGAAGGAGUGCGAUAUCUUUAGAAACUUGAACAGAGCUUUGCUGCACCGCAGCGCACACAAACACUGAUCCCUCGCAUAUACAAACUUUCAACCGCUCAUCGACUGUUAUUCGACAACAUUAUUACUGGAUGCGCGGACACUGUGGAAAUCAGCUCAUUGAACUGUAUGAAAAAGCCCCGAAACAGAACUUUCACGCAAAGCCACUGCACUAAAAACGGCUGAGAGCGGGUUUUCCGUGGUUUGGCAGCCGGAACGGCUCUCCUCGGGACAACUGAUAUCACACUGACGGACUGUUGUAGCAAUGGUCCAGAAAACGAGCAGCACGGAGAAUCCCGAAGCAGUGGAGCUGGACUUGGCUUCUUCCACGGCAUCCGGGGGUGACAAGCUUGACCCGGGCUGGUGCAAAACCCCCAGCGGUCACAUCAAGAGACCGAUGAACGCCUUUAUGGUGUGGUCGCAAAUCGAAAGGCGUAAAAUUAUGGAGCAGUCGCCGGACAUGCACAACGCGGAGAUCUCCAAGAGACUCGGCAAGCGCUGGAAGCUCCUGAAAGACAGCGACAAGAUCCCCUUCAUCCGAGAGGCGGAGCGGCUCAGACUCAAGCACAUGGCCGACUACCCCGACUACAAGUACCGGCCGAGGAAAAAGGUCAAGUCGAGCGGCUCCAAGCCGAGCGAGAAGGGAGAGAAGAUCGGCUACGCGAGUGCCGGUGUGUCAAAACCGUCUGCAAAGAAGAGCGGAAGCCCCAGAGCAACGAGCAAGCCGCACAAAAUAGUUAUGGGGAGCGCAAAGACAACAUUUCCCGAGCAGGGACCCGCCGAUCACCACUCUCUGUACAAAUCCAAGUCGGGCUCAGCCUCCAAGCAAAUACCUGACAAGAAGACGAAGCGGGUUUACAUUUUCGGAGGCAGCAGCAGCACAAGCGCGUCUUCAGCAGCUGUACCCGCCAGUCCGACCCUGAGCAGCUCCGCCGAGUCCAGCGACCCGCUGAGCCUGUACGAGGACGGCGCGACGAGCGGGAAAGAGGGCUCUGACUCCCCCAGCAGCUCGUCCUCCAGGUACACCAGCAUGCGGGCUUCCUCGCCCACCCCGUCCGCCUCGCACUCGUCCUCCUCGUCCCAGUUCUCCUCCUCGUCAGACGAGGAACUCGACGACGACAUGCUGGACGUCAAUCCGAGCCCGGGUUUUGACAGCAUGUCUCUGGGAAGCAUCGGCUCCUCGGUGCUGGACAGAGACUUUGACAUGCAUUUCGAAUCCGGGGCGUCUCAUUUCGAGUUCCCCGACUACUGCACCCCUGAGGUGAGUGAAAUGAUUUCAGGGGACUGGUUAGAGUCGACCAUUUCUAACUUGGUGUUCACGGCUCACGUGCUGAACUAGACAGAAAAGUUAGGCGUGAGGAUGGAAGAAUCUUUGAACAAAAAGGGAUUGCAGACGAGCAUGUUUGUAAAGUAAGCCACCAUGUGAGGGGUCCCGCCCGAAGCGCUGAUAAACAAAAGCGGUAAACGCUGACAGGAUGGAAAAGUGUCGCGAGAGGACUGAAGUCUUUUCCCCGCGCUUGGCACGAGGACGGAAUUCACGAGGAGUGACUGAGAUCCUACUGAGAAAAUAUGAAAACACGAUCUGAACUGGAAAACUGUGAUUGAUUUGCACGUAAAUCGAAGGCGGGCUUAUGUCCGUUUUAAUCAUUUUUACUUAAAAAAAAAAAAAAAAAAAAAAAAUGAAA
This is a messenger RNA of Myxocyprinus asiaticus (Chinese sucker), 1836 nucleotides long. RefSeq names its product transcription factor SOX-4-like. Bases 417 to 1490 code for a protein of 357 amino acids. NCBI's taxonomy places the organism in Eukaryota, Metazoa, Chordata, Actinopteri, Cypriniformes, Catostomidae. The transcript has a single exon. Gene Ontology annotation, biological process: positive regulation of transcription by RNA polymerase II; cell differentiation; anatomical structure morphogenesis. Gene Ontology annotation, molecular function: RNA polymerase II cis-regulatory region sequence-specific DNA binding; DNA-binding transcription activator activity, RNA polymerase II-specific. The record is from RefSeq and is a predicted model, not a curated record.